AUGGGAGCCGUUUGUCGCUGUAACCAAGGUGGUCGCACUGUGUACAUGAAGUCUUUUGUUGAAGAUUACCGUACUGAGCAUAUUACAGAAGGAACUCUAUCAUUUGAUUCUUUGACAUGUUACACCAAGAAUACUACUUUCUUUGCACCAUUUAAUACUCUCACUCUCUUGUUGAAUAAUAGUCACCUUGCAAUGAAAGCUGCAAAAGACAUAAUAGUGGGAGCUGCAUUACGUGAUGAUGAUGACUAUACCUCAAAACAUCUUUUUAACAUCGAGUCAGCUCUGUCAACUACGAAUGGUGCAUAUGAUAAACUAAUUUCUAUUAUGAGGAGGCAACGUGUUCAUGCUGUUGUUGGGGUUGUAACGGAGACGAUGUUGGAUAUCAGGAAUGUGACCUUCAUUGAUCCACUGUUCCUACAGCCGCGGCUGAACAAGUUCAGGAGGCACGUGAUCCACCUGUCACCCACAGUGGAGCAGGAGCUGUUCGUGCUUGCGCAGUACCUCGGGAACACGAGUGAUGCCUCUGCUGCCGCUGUGAUCCGCUGCGAUGAGGCGGCUGCGGUUGAGGAUGUGCUGCGGCGGUCGCUGGUGACGUUUGGCGGGUCGCUGCAGUCGUCGGCGCUGCUGGCUGAUGGCGACUCGCUGGUGGGCCGUCUGCCGUCGAGUGGCAACGUGUUCGUGGUGGGCCUUGCGGAUGGCGAUGCCGCUGUGAUU
Messenger RNA from Trypanosoma theileri, 714 nucleotides. RefSeq names its product receptor-type adenylate cyclase. The annotation marks the transcript as partial. NCBI's taxonomy places the organism in Eukaryota, Euglenozoa, Kinetoplastea, Trypanosomatida, Trypanosomatidae. The record is from RefSeq and is a predicted model, not a curated record. The transcript has a single exon.